AUGGAGAAGGCAGGGCAAUGGAUAGUGUUUCCAACAACCGAACGAGAUUUAAACGAAGCAAAGACAAGUUGGGUGGCAAAAUACAGGAUUCCCACCGUAAUUGGCGCACUUGAUUGUACCCAUAUACAAAUUAAGAAACCUGAAGUGCAGUUUGGCGAUGAGUACAUAAAUGGGAAAAAUGUUGCUUCAUUAAAUGUUCAGAUGACAUGUGAUGCAAUGGAAAGGAUCACAAGUAUAGACGUGCAAUGGCCUGGAAGUGUGCACGAUAGUAGGAUUUGGAGACAAAGUGCUGUGCAACAAAAACUUGCAAGAUUCCAAUGGAAUGCUUGCUUGCUAGGGGACAGCGGAUAUGGUAUAUCUCCAUCGCUUUUAACACCAUUUAGACAACCACAAACUGAAUCAGAACGGCGGUACAACAGAUUACAUUCAAAAGAAAGAGUUGUAGUAGCACGUGUAUUUGGCCAACUAAAACAGCGCUUUCCAAUUCUAGCAAAUAGGAUUAGACUCCCAAUAAGGAAAGUACCGAAAAUAAUCAUAUGUUGUGCUAUACUUCAUAAUAUUGCUAAGUAUUUGCAGGAUGAGUGGGACUAUGGAAUAGAAAAUAAUAACGACGAUCAUGAUGCUGUCCCAGAAAUUGUUGAGCAAGAGCAAGGAGACAUCCUAAUUGUUAGUAAUCUUGAGCUUUCUUGUGUCCGACUUAAAAUAACUUAG
This is a messenger RNA of Acanthoscelides obtectus, 711 nucleotides long. Lineage: Eukaryota; Metazoa; Arthropoda; Insecta; Coleoptera; Chrysomelidae. The record is from the annotation of a GenBank genome assembly.